CACCAUUCUUCCAGUCCCAGUCCCAGUCCCAAACCCACCAAAAAUAAGCGCCGCCUCUCUCCUCUCAACACACUCUCUCUUUUCCUGGACAUGGCUUCGUCUUCCUUAUUCCACUCCUCCCUAUCCUCCCUCACCCCUAAACACACCGCGUUUUACCAAAAUCCCACAUCCAAACGCCCCCCUAAUUCCGCACUCACCGUCUCCUGCACCUCUUCCACAGUCGAUCCCUCCUCCUCCCCCGCCGCCGCCACCACAAAUAACUCCCCGCCUCUAAAAUCUCGGCGCGCCUUCGACGAGAACAUCCGAGAUGAGGCUCGGCGCCACCGCGCGCCUCACAACUUCUCGGCUAAGUACGUCCCGUUCAACUCGGGCUUCGACUCGCCGGAGUCCUACUCGCUCGACGAAAUCGUCUACCGCAGCCGCUCAGGCGGCCUCCUCGACGUCCAGCACGACCUCGAUGCGCUGGGAAAGUUCGACGGCGCGUACUGGCGGCGGCUGUUCGACUCGCGCGUGGGCAAGACCACGUGGCCCUACGGCUCCGGCGUCUGGUCCAAGAAGGAGUGGGUCCUACCCGAGAUCGAUGACGACGACAUCGUUUCGGCCUUCGAGGGCAACUCUAACCUCUUCUGGGCCGAGCGUUUCGGCAAACAGUUUCUGGGCAUGAACGAUCUCUGGGUCAAGCACUGCGGGAUCAGCCACACCGGAAGCUUCAAGGACCUGGGCAUGACCGUUCUCAUCAGCCAAGUGAACCGCCUAAGGAAGCUCAAACGACCUGUCGUUGGAGUCGGCUGCGCCUCCACCGGCGACACGUCGGCCGCCCUCUCCGCCUACUGCGCCUCCGCAGGUAUUCCCUCAAUCGUAUUCUUACCCGCGAACAAAAUUUCAAUGGCGCAAUUGGUCCAGCCCAUUGCAAACGGUGCGUUUGUGCUGAGCAUCGACACCGAUUUCGACGGUUGCAUGAAGCUGAUCAGAGAAAUCACAGCCGAAUUGCCAAUUUACUUGGCGAAUUCGUUGAACAGCUUAAGGAUCGAAGGGCAGAAGACUGCUGCAAUUGAGAUUCUGCAGCAAUUCGAUUGGGAAGUCCCCGAUUGGGUCAUUGUUCCUGGUGGCAAUCUUGGUAAUAUCUAUGCAUUUUACAAAGGCUUCAAAAUGUGCCAAGAAUUGGGCUUGGUCGAUCGAAUUCCACGCCUUGUUUGUGCUCAGGCCGCCAAUGCGAACCCGCUUUACUUGUAUUACAAGUCAGGGUGGAAGGAUUUCAAGCCGGUGAAGGCGAAUACCACUUUUGCCUCGGCUAUACAGAUUGGGGACCCUGUUUCUAUCGACAGAGCUGUGUAUGCUCUGAAGCAGUGUGAUGGGAUUGUGGAGGAAGCUAGUGAAGAGGAGCUGAUGGACGCCAUGGCUCAAGCAGACUCAACUGGGAUGUUUAUAUGUCCUCACACUGGUGUUGCGCUGACGGCAUUGGAUAAACUUAGGAAGAGUGGGGUUAUUGGAGCUGGUGAUCGGACGGUGGUGGUUAGCACCGCUCAUGGGCUGAAAUUUACGCAGUCUAAGAUCGAUUAUCACGCGAAGGCAAUUCCGGACAUGGCUUGCCGGUUUGCCAAUCUCCCAACACAGGUGAAGCCGGAUUUCGGGGAGGUCAUGGAUGUGCUUAAGGAGUUUUUGUUGAACAAGGCUCCUCCAAAGUCUAAGUGAGACUUGCCCUCGAAGUUUCUGUAUUAAUGUAGCACUUGCCCCUUUUUUUCCUUUUCUGUUUAUGCUGGUUUGGUUUUGAACAGGUGGUUGUUAAAUAAUUGAAGAGAAUUAAUUUUGUUUGUGCUC
Molecule: messenger RNA, 1818 nt
Organism: Prunus avium (sweet cherry)
Lineage: Eukaryota; Viridiplantae; Streptophyta; Magnoliopsida; Rosales; Rosaceae
Product: threonine synthase 1, chloroplastic-like
Biological process (GO): amino acid metabolic process
Molecular function (GO): pyridoxal phosphate binding
Source: RefSeq, a predicted model, not a curated record